Leptomonas pyrrhocoris is the source of this 3367-nucleotide messenger RNA. RefSeq lists its product as hypothetical. The record is from RefSeq and is a predicted model, not a curated record. The transcript has a single exon. Lineage: Eukaryota; Euglenozoa; Kinetoplastea; Trypanosomatida; Trypanosomatidae. The coding region runs from base 146 to 3367 and encodes 1073 amino acids.
UAUGGUGUGUGUUCGUGCAGCAAAAAAAAAAACACAACAGCACACCCACGCACAUCCACACAUACCUGUAGGUGUAGUGCGUUUUCUUAGCUGCGUAAUCCCCCCUUUCUCCCCUUUCGAAACUCAAAGGAAAAAAACCAAGAGCAUGGAAGGGAAAGCCUCGGACCAGGGGCCGUCGCAAAGGUUCUCCCUUUCCCCCGGAGAAGCCCUGCUAUGUUAUGACCCUAAGCAGCGCCACGCGAGGCUACAGGACUUCAGAGCGGAGGAAACACGCCCGAUGUUGGCGAAUAGAUACUUCAGCGUAGACAACGCGGAGUUAUGGAAGCCGUCCCUGUUGCAAUCCUUCGGCGGGACUUGCCACCGCGCCACGUACGUCAAUGACUUUCACGUGCUGCUAUGCAACCGCCGGCUCGUUCUCGUCGACAGUAAUGGGCGACACCUCACAUUUCCACCAUUUGAAGAGCCUCUCAACGACGCCUAUGCGGAGAGAAUUUCGGAGCACUGCGUAUUGGUAAUCGUCGCACUGACGUCCGAAGUUCACGUUGCCCUCAUUAGCGACGGCGAAGGACAGAGGACCGAUAUGCUACAGAGUGUUGCGUGCCGGACAACGUUUCCCGUAGCCCGGAUUCAUCACUUCAAGAAAGGCCUUUACGGCUUGUGCUGCGACAACUGCACGUUGGAGAGUUUGUCCAUCAAGCUCCGCAACGCGCGAUCGCUGCAUCCCCAGCUCGAAGCCAACAUCUUGGCGAGCCGGUGGGAACUGGCACAAGUGGCGCUCGACUAUGUCUCGAAGGAGCGGUACGUCCACAGCUUCUUCGAUCAUUACAAGGGUUACCUGCUGCUGCUGUCGAAUUCUCGGCUGCUCCUGUGGAUGUACCGCGACGAGAGUCAUAUGCGUCUCGAGAGCUCUCUGAACGUCUCGAGAAUCUCCGCCGCCGCGGUCGUGGCUCCGCUUGCAGAGCAAGACGAAGAGGAGCAGAUCGCCGUGCUCAUCACGAGCAGCGGUGGCCGCGUACCUCUCUAUUUGGUAUGCGACCUUCGCAAACCUCUCAAGGGUCCGACGCUUGCCUUUGGCGAAGUCAGCAACCUCCCUAAAGGGGUGGCGAAUGCGUCCGUAUCGAUGGUUACCUCCUGCGGCACCAGCCUCCUCAUAGCGGACCAAGCAACCGCCUCGCUGGUGCUGUCCACGCAAUGCGAGCUUUUCUGUGAAGCGUACCGCAGCCCCAUUAGCCGUGUCGUUUCUCAGCUUUUUCUCGGAAAGCGAAUCUGCGGCGUGGGUGCAAGGCGACGCAGCGGUGACGACGGUGAUUUUGUGACGUUUUUUGUGUACUGCGGUGACUCCACCGUCGUGCUAAUUCGCCGCGUGCCGCGCGGGCAGCUGCUUCAGCGCCAGUUCUCCGCCUCCGCCACGAACGGCAUUUCUGCGCUCCGCUUGCUAGACCCUGUCACGCGCGUGGAUGUGCUCCUGGAUGCCGCCUUGGGUGGCUUGUCGCUGCAGCACGUGUCGGACUGCCUGAAUCCGCUGCUGCUACCGCGCGAGGCGACUCCGAACGUGGCUGAGCUGUCCGACGGCGCCAAGGGCAUUGUGCGUCACACGAUGCGCAACCUGGGCGAGCUGUCGCGGCUCUGUUCCUCGUUUCAGUACUGGCGCCUCUCUGAGGAGCUGACCCAGUCUCGGUCGAAGCUGGAAAAGUGCUGCGACCUGCUCACCAAAGUCCUCCACUGCGACGGGUGGCUCGACUGCCCCCUCGGGGAGAACUGGAAGUGGAGCAGCAACUUUGCUGUCGCACUGCCCAGCGAGAACGCCAGUAGCAGAAGAUCUGCUCUCAACGCACAGGCCGAGCUGCUGCAACUGCUUCUGACUUCUCUCAGGAGCGCUGCCACCAUCGCGUGGUUGUAUGAGAUGAUGCUGCAGAGCGAUCUCACCUACCGUUUCCCCGGUCGGCUGGAGGACAUGCUGUGGAAGGGCGACCCGUCGGCGAUCGAGACCACCUUCUGCAUGGAUCUGCUCGCAUUGAGCAACAAGGAGGUGACAGAUAAGCUCAUCCAGAGCAGGCAGGAGCUGCCGCAGCGCUGCCGCCUUGCCGCCACGCUUCUCUCCCUCGUGCUGGCCGACUCCUUUGACAGGGUCACCGCGUACGUGCGAGAGCACAUUCUCGACAUUGCCCGCUGCGAUUUGCUGGCCUACACCAACGAAGUCAUCGAGACCCACUUCCCCGGCUCCCAGUCGCGUCUUCUCCUGUUGGUCUACUACUACCCCCACCACCGCAGCGCCUCCUCCGACAUUGUCGCCCUCGUGGAGCGCAUCGCGUCUGUGGAGCUCCUCCACCGCACGCUGUCCGCCAUCCUGCACGACCCUGCCUGCGACGACGAUCUCACGGCUGUCCUGCUCGACUGGAUGGAGAGCCACUCCCUCGCGGACAGCCGCAUCCCCACCUUUGCCCAGGUGGUUGUAGAGGCGAACCUCAACGUGGACCCCGCCCACACCCUCGCCGGGCGGUUCUUCUCGUCCUGCAAGCAAGAGACCGCCGGGCACGGGCAGCAGGCGUCGUUCCGCUUCGGCGAACUGGCACGCAGCGAGCUUGCCGUCCCCCUGGCCGGCCGUCUUCUUUCUGCGGAGCAUGCCCUGCAGGCCACGCCAUCCGACGUGGACCGCGUCACCCAGUUUGUUCUCUUGCUGCAGCAGCAACUGGCGAACUUGAUCGACGAGCACCUGCAAAACGGCAAAAAUCUUUUGUUCACACGCAGCAGCAUCGAGAAUGAUCUGGCGCUGCUGCGGGAGCACUACCUCGGCGAGAACCGUUUGUUUGAGCUCUCGGGGCGGUACAAAGCGCUCGGCGGGUGCAGCAUUCAGCUGGACUUGCUAAAGAUCCACCCGGACUCCGCUCCGUUCGCCAUCGCGAGCGCCAUCACUGGCGUCCUCACGUUUCUCACGGCGGUUGGGUUGCCGGCGACGGAAGCCGUGCGUCGCGUGCUGCGGGAGUACCUGGACAGCUUCCAAGCCCCGCUGCCUCUUUUUCCUUUCGUGGAGUUUCUGGCGUUUGACGGGCAGUCCCCUUCCACGACCAUCCACGAGCUCGCCGCCGCUGGGGUGCAGCUACCGGUGCUGUUUGACACCUUCAUGAGCCUCCUGGACGGACACAACAACCCGCUCUUUCCCCUGCGGGAAACAGUGGCGGCGGUGGCGCAGCUCGUGCCAAAGAUCGAUAUGAGUGUGCAGCACAUCUGCGCAGCGCACCUGCUCGAGUGCAGCCGUAGCCUGCUGGAUGGCGAUCAACGCACCGUUUCGUUGUCAGACGAGGAUGAGGCAUUUUUGAAGGAGAUCGGUGACGAGAUGCGCCGACUAUCGCAGCAAACAAGCCGGUGA